AUGGGCAAAAAACGUGUUCUCGUCGGCUACGGUGUCGAUAUUGAUGCAGUCGCGGGCUGGUUAGGCUCGUACGGUGGAGAGGAUAGCGUGAGCGACAUCAGUCGCGGACUUUGGGCCGGACACAUCGGAACAACGAGACUCCUCAAAUUGUUCGAUAAAUACAACAUCAAGGCAUCGUGGUUCAUCCCCGGCCAUUCCCUAGAGACAUUCCCCGAAGAAUGUGCGCAGGUCCGCGAUGCCGGCCACGAAAUCGGGCUACAUGGCUACUCACAUGAGAACCCAGCUAGUAUGACAAAGGAGCAACAAAAAGACAUCCUCGAUAAGACAUAUAAGAUGAUCCGGGAUUUUUGUGGAAAGCCUCCAAGAGGAGUUGUAGCUCCGUGGUGGGAGUCUAGCGCGGAAAUGGUCGAACUUUUGCUCGCUUAUGGCAUUGAGUAUGAUCACUCGAUGUCGCAUGAGGACUGUCAGAUGUACUGGUUGAGAACGGGAGACUCGUGGACAAAGAUCAACUACAACGAAAAGGCGGAGACGUGGAUGAAGCCUUUGGUUCGGGGCGAGACUACCGGACUGGUGGAAAUUCCAGGCAGUUGGUAUAUCGACGAUCUACCACCGAUGAUGUUUAUCAAGAACUCUGCAAACAGUCAUGGAUGGGUCAAUCCACGUGAUAUUGAAGACAUUUGGAAGGAUCAUUUCGAUUAUUUCUACCGAGAAUACGACGAGUUUGUUUUUCCGAUGACAAUUCACCCGGAUGUGUCUGGACGACCACAUGUUCUUCUGAUGCACGAAAGAAUCAUCGAGUACAUCAACAAACAUGAAGGCGUGGAAUGGGUGACAUUUGAACAGAUGUGUGAUGAAUUCAAAAAGAAGAAUGAMCCUCCUCAGGGCGCAAAACUMCCCGCCGUUAAUCCCAUCAUAUAG
Molecule: messenger RNA, 918 nt
Organism: Talaromyces amestolkiae
Lineage: Eukaryota; Fungi; Ascomycota; Eurotiomycetes; Eurotiales; Trichocomaceae
Exons: 3
Coding region: 1-918 (305 amino acids)
Biological process (GO): carbohydrate metabolic process
Molecular function (GO): hydrolase activity, acting on carbon-nitrogen (but not peptide) bonds
Source: RefSeq, a predicted model, not a curated record